AUUGGGCGUGGUUACCCAGCUGGAGAGUUCAAUUUUUACAAAGAAAAGUCUGAAAAAAGAUUGAUAUUUUCUUUUCUUAAUAGAACUAAUGGCUGAGAAACCGACAGAUUUCUCUAAUAGGUCCCCUACCCGGUCCUCCAGUAACAGUAGCUCCGUUGGCGGGGGCGGAGGGAGGGACUCGCUAGAAGUCAAUAAUCCUGUAACGACUGCUGCUGCCACUGGAGCCAGCCCCAAGCCCAACUCUGGCAAAAGAUCAAUAUUUGGGCGGAGUCGCUCCACAUCAAUGAAGGAAGAUUCUGAUGACGCAGGAGUCAAUCAAUCAGGCUCAGACAAAGAGAAAGAAAAGUCAAAGAAGGAUAAAGGCUCAUGGCAAUUCUUUGGUCCUCCUAAGCCCAAGAGUGGCACGGGUUGGCUUCCAUUCAGUUUUGCUAUGACUCACAGGGAGAAGAAUAAUGAGAUACACAAGAUAUUCAAGCAGCUUCCUUCAUCUGAGAAACUCAUUGAUGAUUAUUCUUGUGCGCUACAGAGGGAUAUAUUGAUUCAUGGCAGAUUGUAUGUGACACAGAACUGGAUCUGUUUCUAUGCUAACAUAUUCUCAUGGGAGACACUAUUGACAAUACCGCUGGUAACAGUUACUUCAAUUACAAAAGAAAGGACAGCUCUAGUCAUACCUAAUGCCAUCCUCAUCACCACCACUGUAGAGAAAUAUGGAUUCUCGUCUCUUAUCCAAAGAGAUUUAACGUAUAAUAUUUUAUUUAAAGUGUGGCAGAAUAGUCUACUGGAUCAGCCCAUUGAUCCAUUGGAACUAGUGAAGGCAGCAAGGAAGACGUGGGGCGAUUCAACCGAUGUUGGUACGUGUGAGGAUUUAUGGGGACCAAACGAUGACUCACUGAGCAGUAGUUCCUCUGGAAGAUUUUCAAGACACAACUCCAUGACAACCCAUCUUGAAAUCGGUCAAGUAACUUCAGCAAUUCUAACGGAAGGGACACGCUCCCCACGUCCAAUCACUAGACAAAGUUCCUCUGAUUCAGCAAGAAUGAGGUCCUCCUCUGGAGGACAGACAGCUCUAGCUGAGACAAUGGCUACCCCUACUGUCACUAAGCCAAUAGCUACACCAAUAGAAACUAGAGGAGGGGACCCUAAAGAUGCCAGCACUCCAACUGCCCCUUCAAUACCAGGCCCUGCAAUGUCUGUCAUCAGUGACAAUACACAGACCAGUACUGAGACUGGCUCUACUGAAGUAGCUAUGAUACAGAGCUCUCACAAAGACUCUGGGGUAAGAGGAGAGGAUGACAGAGAAGGGAAAGGUGCUGCAAGUUCCGAAGAAUACGAGCAAUCAACUUUACCCGAUGAUCAAGGUGAGGUCUCCUGUGGCUGUACAGAGCACAAUGGUCGGACUAUUCUCAAUGAGAUAUACAACACUGACGUGGAGCAUAUCUUCCAGCUCCUGUUCACUGGGUCUGACUUCUUUAGAGAUUUAUUCAAAGCAAGGAAGACAACAAAUCUUGAAGUAGGUGAAUGGACUACACAAGCUGACAAUUCAAGGAUUAGAGAUAUCACUUACACCCUCUCCCUCAACUACUCCUUUGGUCCCAAGUACUCGCCAUGCGUUGAGCAUCAGGUCUACUCUAAGAUUGGUCAGCCUGGAGUAAGGCAUGUUGUUAAUACUGAUGUAGUUAAUAGUAAUAUUCCUUAUGGAGACACUUUUUACGUUUCUUGUACAUUUUGUAUGACGCGUGUGGCGCACAACAAGACAAGACUAAGAGUCACUGGUAACAUAUGCUUCAAGAAGAACUGCUGGGGAGUAGUCAAAAAUCUUAUUGAGAGGAAUGCUGGGGAUGGUCUUAGAUCAUACUAUAGCCAUUUAGACACAGCUUUGAAAGAGUACCUGGUUAAUCUACCUGCUAAGAGACUCCAGAAGAUGAGGAGAACUCCUCGUAGACGACACAAGAAAUCAAUAUCCACCACUAGCAGUAAUGUAACCGUCAAGGCUAAUCAGCAGUUACCACUAGUGGCAGUCGAUGAGGAAAGUGGGAGUGGUUUGAAAAAGAGGCGUGGCAGCAUGUCCAGCCGUUUGAGCUUGAAGUCAUUUGAUAAUAAAGUCUCCGAAGAAGACACGGUAUCUUCAUUCAGUGGAGACAAAAGUAGUAAUAAAUUAAGAGUUACCAGAACAUGUUCUAGAACAAUGCUUGGUCUUGCUAUUCUAUUAUCAUUGUUAAUGCUAUCAAACAUUGCACUCUAUCAUCAGUUAAUCACAUAUCAAUCUUCUUCUACUCCUUCUUCUCCUUCCUCAUCUUUUCCAUCUUCUUCUUCUUCUUUAUCCCAAGGACAACCUCAGCCAACCACCCUCUCCCCUUCCUCAAUUGAGGAGUGGCCCACUAAGCAUGAAGAUUGGAUAAAAUUAGUACAAAGUUUGUGGAGACAGAGAGAGACUGAUCAGAAAGCUGUGAGUCAGGUAUUAAGAGAGAUUCACAAUGCUAUGCAACAGGUUGAAUUAACUAUACAGAAGACAAGGAAAAUAAUUGAGAAUCAUCUAGAACUUCAUAACAAAACUCAAUGAUUAGUAUAAUUAUACUAUUGUUAUUAUUUUAUAUAAUAUAUUGUUUUUUAAUCAAAA
Molecule: messenger RNA, 2617 nt
Organism: Amphimedon queenslandica
Lineage: Eukaryota; Metazoa; Porifera; Demospongiae; Haplosclerida; Niphatidae
Product: GRAM domain-containing protein 1B-like
Exons: 22
Coding region: 89-2560 (823 amino acids)
Biological process (GO): intracellular sterol transport
Cellular component (GO): endoplasmic reticulum membrane; endoplasmic reticulum-plasma membrane contact site; plasma membrane
Molecular function (GO): sterol binding; sterol transfer activity
Source: RefSeq, a predicted model, not a curated record